AUGAGUGCACGCCAGUUAGCUGGCUCGAGUGGACUGUUGGAUCAGGCCGUUUUGUCAAAACUGCUGAAGAGAAAGGUAAGAUCCACUUCAAGUAUUUCAUCGAAAGACGGGACAAAUGAGAAAAAGAGAGCGAGUUCAAACAAUUCUGUGAUAAAAACAACAUCAAAAAAUCCUAACCAAAAGCAAACAUAUGUUAAUUCACAUAACCUCCCUAACUCCACGAAUACUGAAAUGAAUACUUUAAUUAUUGAAAAUAAUAACUCUGCGACCCAUAUCAUUGAAUCUAUACUAGAACAUGAUGCUAACAACACUGGAGUACCAGAAAAUGUUGUUCAGAGUUCAAAUGCAACAAAUACACCAUCAACAAUAAAUAGUAUCCCUAACAGUAAUAGGUCAGUAAUAGAGGCGGAACACGACCGACUUACUUACACCGUCCCUAUCUCGCAAAAACUACACAACACGACUUACGCACAGGCAACGUGUACUAAAACUACAUAUCACAACACAACACCACAAUUCACAACUGCUCAAACAACGAGUGUAACUCCUCACUACGCAAUCUCUCACAAUAUAGCUCCUCAUCAUACAACUCAAAUUACAAAUCCCAAAACUUCAAAUGAAUCUUCUCGUUAUGUAAUCCCUCACAAUAUCAUUCCUCAUCAUGUAGCUCCUCAAAUUACAAAUCCCCAAACUUCAAAUAUAUCUCCUCACAAUACCAUUCCUCAUCAUACGACUCCUCAAAUUACAGAUCCUCGAACUCCAAAUAUAUCUCCUCAAUACACUACUUCUCAUACUACAAGUAUAACUCCUCAGCACUCAAUAAACCAAACGAGUAUAAUCCCUGACCGUUCAGCUACAGCGGAGAACAGACGGAACAAGGAAAAAAAAACAUACCGUCAACCCCGAGAGAAUGCCCGUGAAAAUCGGUUUAACACAGUGUUCUCGAAACGUAGGCAGUAUGAAGAAAAGCAAAGCACAUUCUAUACAACCAAGCACGAUUUCCUUUAA
Messenger RNA from Nezara viridula (southern green stink bug), 1008 nucleotides. The record is from the annotation of a GenBank genome assembly. NCBI's taxonomy places the organism in Eukaryota, Metazoa, Arthropoda, Insecta, Hemiptera, Pentatomidae.